AUGCCGGAGAAGCCUCCUCCGCCCCGGCGCCGUCCCAUGGCGGCCGGGAGCUGGGUCCGGUCCCUCCAGUGCAGGUCCACGGCCGUGGAGGACGUCGCGACGCUGCCCAAGAAGCCCCACCUCCUCCUCCGGUCGAGCUGCGCCGGCUCCGGCGACAUCCACGGGAACAAGGCUGUCUCCUCGUGCAAGCCCAAGCUCAGGUCGGGUUCGAAGGCAGGUGUGGAGACCAAGAAGCCGAAGGAGGGUAAUAGGCCGGCCACCACCGUGCCGCGCCCGCCGUCGCCUCCUCCCGGCCCGCUGGGUCCGCUGCCGGCGCUGACCGAGCUCCCGGCCGGGCACUCCUCGCGGCAGGUGGUCGAGAUCAUCUUCCUCUCGUCGUGGACGCCGCUUCCGUCGGUGGCGUCCACGGUUGCUUCUGGCGGCGCGUCGUUCGCGGGGGAGGUGGAGAUGCUGUUCCGCGUGCACAACCAAGCGCGCGCCGUGGCGCGCUUCGAGGACUACCGUGCGGCCGUGCGCGCGCGGGCCGGCGGCGCGGCGCGCAGCGCCGCCGACGGCAACGAGAUGAUGCGCUUCUCCCCGGCGCCGCCGCACGGCGGCGGCGGCGGCGGCGGCGCGUCCCUGCGCGUCGUCCGGACCUUCGACGGCAGCGGUGGCGCGCACGCGAGCGGGAGCGGCCGCGGGCCCGGGAGCGGCAGGCGGGCGAUGUUCCUGUGCAGGGUGAUCGCCGGGCGGGUGGCGGAGGGGGAGGAAGCUUGCUCCGAGGCCGAGGCCGGCAGGGAGGAGUACGACUCAGCGCGCGGCGGCAAGGGCGAGCUGGUGGUGUUCGACCGGCGCGCCGUGCUCCCCUGCUUCCUCAUCAUCUACAAGCUGUAA
Messenger RNA from Lolium rigidum, 873 nucleotides. Its product is annotated as translation initiation factor IF-2-like. Bases 1 to 873 code for a protein of 290 amino acids. The record is from RefSeq and is a predicted model, not a curated record. Lineage: Eukaryota; Viridiplantae; Streptophyta; Magnoliopsida; Poales; Poaceae. The transcript has a single exon.